Messenger RNA from Fonsecaea monophora, 3780 nucleotides. RefSeq lists its product as hypothetical. Lineage: Eukaryota; Fungi; Ascomycota; Eurotiomycetes; Chaetothyriales; Herpotrichiellaceae. The coding region runs from base 1 to 3780 and encodes 1259 amino acids. Gene Ontology annotation, molecular function: protein binding. The transcript is spliced from 8 exons. The record is from RefSeq and is a predicted model, not a curated record.
AUGGCACGACCAGCCCCUCCUCGCAAAGCGUCUUCAACGACCAAGGCCGACAAAGUAAAACUGCCUCUGGAGGCAGACCUCAUCAAGGCGAAUAUGACGAUGACGACUGUUGAAGCACUUGUUACCGCAACUGGAGCAUAUUUCGCGUGGGCAACCGUAGUUUCAGACAGUCUUUUCCAUCGUGUUUGGGGCCUCGCGCUAGGCCUCCUCGAAUUCAGUGUCCUGAUCCUUCCCCAGCUAUGGCCAUCGUGGUCUGCGUACUCUUUGAUACUGUUCAUAGUUGUCGAUUUUGUCUUCUGCGUCGCCCUCUCCCCUCUCCAGCCAUUGAUUUUCCCCGCCUCGCCACGGCACCCGACAUUUCCAUCUGUUGAGGAGAUCCAUCCUCCCAAGACCGAGAGUGUGAACUCGGAAUCUCCACCUAUUGUUGCAGAUGUUGUUGCUGUACAUGGCCUUGGUUCCAAUCCGACCACUACAUGGCAGCCUCGUCCAUCCUCGCCAGCAGGUCCCACCGUAUCAUGGCCUCGUGAUCUGCUCCCUAAAGAGAAUCUCAACAUUCGGGUCCUAGUAUGCAACCACAACACCCGGUGGGACACCGGUGCCAUCAACAAGUCUUUGCAGCACUAUGGCGACGACCUUCUUCGUGGACUGCGCCGGGUCCGUCAAAGGAAAGAAGAUUGGGAUCGUCCUCUCGUGUUCAUUGGUCACAGCUUUGGAGGACUGAUCAUCAAGCAGAUGUUGGUCAACGCUGCUGCCGAUACCACUGAUGAGUUCUGUCAAGCUGUACUGAAGAACACUAAAGGCUUUAUAUUUCUCGGCACCCCUCACAAAGGAGCUAAUUUGACGUUUUUCGGGCGAGUGAUGUCGCUCUUCGGAUAUUGGACGGGAGCCAGCACGAGCUUGUUGGAAGUGGUCCAGCCGAACUCGAAUCUCAACGAAUCGCUCCACCGUAGCUUCAUGCGAUAUCUAGGAGGACAUUGUGGGCCUCAGAAUACAGUGUGCGUGUUUGAAACGGUGGCAGAAGCGAUCUUUGGAAUUUCUGUGACACAGGUCGUAGACAGGAAUUCGGCGGUGAUCGACGGCUCGCGCGAGAUUGGGUUUGAGAAAGGCCAUCUUGACAUUCAGCGGUUCGCAUCUGCAGACGAUGAGAACUUUAGGGAUCUCGUGCAGUGGAUCAAAAAAUGGACCGAUAAUGCAGAACAACACGUUGGGAUGACAUCGACCGACGCAGAAAUGUUUCAACGACGAAAUAACAUUGACCGUGCUCACCGAAACACGUGUCAAUGGAUCCUUCAUGAUGACACAUAUACAUCCUGGCAGACUCAGUCCUCGGGUCUGUUAUGGAUCACGGGUAAACCUGGGGCAGGAAAGUCAACUUUGAUGUCGUUCAUCUACAAUGCGAUGAAGGACGAAUCCGGCAGUACCCCAAGCACUCGCCUUGAGUUUUUCUUCAGUGGCCGCGGCACUCCAUUACAGAAAUCAUCCUUGGGAAUGUAUCGAGCCCUCCUCAAUCAGCUUUACACCCAAUGUCCGACAAUUCGAGGCCCAAUUCGCAAAGUCUUUGAGGACAAGCAAGUUGCGUUUGGAUCUGGUGGCCACCAGUGGGAAUGGCAACGCCCAGAGCUGGAGGGUUUAUUUCUCAAAGCGGCGUUGGAAGCUGCGCAAUCGCGGAGGUUGGUGAUCUUUGUGGAUGCUCUGGACGAAGCUGGUGCGACUGCCGCCCAGCAGAUCGCCACGUCCUUCCACCGAUUGAACAACGACUCGCUCAGUACCACAAAGAGCAAGAUAAGAAUCUGUUUCUCAUGUCGCCCUUACCCUGUACCCCUCAAGACACUAGGUGCAGAGAUAAGGGUUGAUCAACUUAACGAAAAUGACAUCAUCUCCUUCAUACAAGACCACUUGAAGAUCGAAGAUCUCGCCGGAGCGCAACCUGACGAGCGGCCUACCUGGCAAGUCUGGUCGAGGAGCUCACGCAACGAGCUGCGGGAGUUUUUCAAUGGGUCAGUCUGGUUGUGCCGAUGGCGGCGAAAUACAUUCUCGACGGUGAUUGACCGUGACAAUCGACCACGAACGCUUCUGCUCCUGCGCUGGGUCUGUCUUGGCCGUCGACCACUGACGGUGACGGAGCUUCGCGUUGCGAUGGCUGCCACGAAGGCCAAGACCAGUCCGGCUCGUCUUCGCUAUCAAGACACGGAAGAUUUUGUUGACACGGACAGUCGUAUGGAGCUAUUGAUUGUGAGCCUCUCUGGAGGACUCGUUGAAUCGAUAAGCGAUGAAGAGGAAACAGACAAGACAGUCCAGGUGAUUCACCAAUCCGUUAACGACUUCUUGGUGCCGCAUGGACUUGCCUUCCUCUCUUCUCUGACUGGGGAGCUGGAGAAAGCGUAUUGUCACGAGUCGCUGAAGUCAGAGCCGUGGCACGAAGUGCACCGAAGCCACGGUGUACUUUUCCGGGGAUGUCUCAGCUACAUUGGCUUGGAAGAGGUGCGGUUCGAGGAAGACAGCUAUUGGGACGAAAAGGUUGAAUCACUAACGCCGUUUCUUAAAUAUGCCGUUACAGAGCUGUUUCACCACGCGGAGAAGUCGAAUGAACACUAUUUUUCCAGACCGGACUUUACGCCAGGACUGAACGAACUCCAGGAUACCUUGCCGAAAUGGGUGCGGCUCUUCAGGGCACUGGAUAGGUGGAAUAGAUAUUGUCCUGCCAAGGAUACUCUGGUCCUCCAUGUCGCGUGUCAGUUCAACCUGAUUGAUAUCGUUGAGGAGCUGCGAAAACGAGGAACGAGUCUGGAGCAAAACGACGGCGAUGGGUGUCGGGCGCUCCACCUUGCAGCUGGGAACGGCCAUAUAACGGUGGUAGGGGCUUUGCUAAAAGCAGGGGCUGAAAUCGAACCCAAAGAUCAUGAUGGUCGAACACCCUUGGUGUAUGCGGCUGGAUCUGGUCAUGAGGAUAUUGUCCGAUUGUUGGUCAGCAGUGGCGGCCAGAUUAACCAGAUGACGGAACAAUCUGGAAACGCACUACAACAAGCGGCAAUGACUGGUAGAGUUUCUUUAGUCCAAUUCUUGAUCACGGCUGGAGCGGAGGUGAACGCUCAAGGUGGCUACUAUGGUAACGCACUACAGGCGGCAUCAUCGGAGGGUCACGAGCGAGUGGUGCGUCUACUAAUUGAGAAUGGAGCGGAGGUAAACGCUCAAGGUGGCCCCUAUGGUAACGCACUACAGGCGGCAUCAUUAAGAGGUCACGAGCAAGUGGUGCGUCUACUAAUUGAGAAUGGAGCGGAGGUAAACGCUCAAGGUGGCCACUAUGGUAACGCACUACAGGCGGCAUCAUGGGGAGGUGACGAGCAAGUAGUGCGUCUACUAAUUAAGAAAGGCGCGGAGGUAAACGCUCAAGGUGGCUACUAUAGUAACGCACUACAGACGGCAUCACGAGGAGGUAUGGAGCAAGUAGUACGUCUACUGAUUAAGGAAGGGGCGGAGGUAAAUGCUCAAGGUGGCGAAUAUAGUAACGCACUACAGGCGGCAUCAUUAGAUGGUGACGAGCAAGUAGUACGUCUACUGAUUGAGAAAGGAGCGGAGGUAAACGCUCAAGGUGGCGAAUAUGGUAACGCACUACAGGCGGCAUCAUAUAGAGGUUACGAGCAAGUAGUGCGUCUACUGAUUGAGAAAGGCGCGGAGGUGAACGCUCAAGGUGGCGAAUAUGGUAACGCACUACAGGCGGCAUCAAGGAAAGGUCGCGAGCAAAUAGUACGUCUACUAGUUGAGAAAGGAGCGCGGAGGUAA